Molecule: messenger RNA, 3216 nt
Organism: Kogia breviceps (pygmy sperm whale)
Lineage: Eukaryota; Metazoa; Chordata; Mammalia; Artiodactyla; Physeteridae
Gene: ZNF263
Product: zinc finger protein 263
Biological process (GO): regulation of transcription by RNA polymerase II
Molecular function (GO): DNA-binding transcription factor activity, RNA polymerase II-specific; RNA polymerase II cis-regulatory region sequence-specific DNA binding
Source: RefSeq, a predicted model, not a curated record
GUGGGAGCUGAGCUUCGAGUCCUGCGUGAGUCCGCGGCAAGGGGGAAAGCGCGGUGCUUAGGUCCUGCCCUGGGGCGGUCCUGGAGGGGCGGGCCAGGGGGUGGUGUGGCGGCGCCCGCAAACGGCUGACACCGAGGCGCCGGAGCCGGCUGCACCCGCCCUGUAGCCGAGCUCCUCGGCCGGGAUUUGGGGCUUCGGGGCCCCCGGCUCUUGUGGACGCCCGCCAUCCUUGCGCGGGGCCCGGGGCGCCUUCCUAACUGGGCGCAGCUGGUUUCGGGGCCAAGGAGGUGUGGGGACCUGAAGAUGGCGUCGGGUCCGGGCUUCCAGGACCGGGAAGGGCUCCUGAUAGUGAAACUGGAGGAGGACUGCGCCUGGAGCCAGGAGCUGCCCCCGACAGACCCAGGACCCAGCCCGGAGGCCUCCCAUCAGCGCUUCAGACGGUUCCGCUUCCAAGAGGCCGCUGGGCCCCGGGAAGCCCUCAGUAGGCUCCAGGAGCUUUGCCAUGGGUGGCUGCGGCCUGAAAUGCGUACGAAGGAGCAGAUCCUGGAGCUGUUGGUGCUGGAGCAGUUUCUGACCAUCCUGCCCCAGGAGAUCCAGAGCAGGGUGCAGGAGCUGCAUCCGGAGAGCGGCGAGGAAGCGGUGACUCUGGUGGAAGAUAUGCAGAAAGAGCUUGGGAGACUGAGGCAACAGGUGACAAACCAUGGGCGGGGAACAGAAGUGCUUUUGGAGGAGCCUUUGCCUCUGGAAACAGCACGAGAGUCACCGAGCUUCAAGCUGGAGCCAAUGGAGACUGAGCGAAGCCCUGGCCGCAGGCUGCAGGAGCUGCUAGGCCCCAGCCCCAAAAGGGAUCCCCAGACUGUAAAGGAGAGGGCAUUAUCUGCUCCCUGGCUUUCUCUCUUUCCUCCCGAAGGAAACAUGGAAGACAAGGAGCUGACUGGGCCCCAGUUGCCUGAGAGCUUAGAGGACGUGGCUAUGUACAUCUCCCAGGAGGAGUGGGGGCAUCAGCAUCCUAGUAAGAGGGCCCUCUCCCAGGACACGGUGCAGGAGAGUUAUGAGAAUGUGGACUCACUGGAGUCUCAGGUUCCCAGUCAGGAGGCCCUGAGCACCCAGGUGGAACAAGAAGGAAAGCCCUGGGAUCCCAGUGUCCAGACUUGCAAGGAGGGCCUGAGCCCCAGAAGCCCAGCUCCAGGGGAAGAGAAGUUUGACAACCUGGAAGAAAGUGCUCAGUCCGUUUGCCCUGAGAGCAUUCACUCUCGGGCGCUGCUGCCUGGCCAGGCCAGAGGGGAGGUACCCUGGAGUCCUGAGCAGGGAAGGCCUCGUGACAGGGCAGAAGAGCAUUGGGAGCCUCCCCCAGUGGUUCGGAUGGAGCAGUCCUUAGUGGGGGCCACAAGUUGCAGAGAACUGGGGCGGCCAAAAGAACUGCAGCCGAAGAAGCUCCAUUUAUGUCCCUUGUGUGGCAAAAAUUUCUCUAACAACUCGAACCUGAUUAGGCACCAGAGAAUACACGCAGCAGAAAGACUGUGUAUGGGUGUGGGGUGCGCUGAAAUCUUUGGCAGGAAUCCCCACUUUUUGUCACUACACAGAGCACACUUGGGAGAGGAGGCCCAUAAGUGCCUCGAGUGUGGAAAAAGCUUCAGUCAGAAUACCCACCUGACUCGGCAUCAGCGUACCCACACAGGUGAGAAGCCCUAUCAGUGUAACGAGUGUGGAAAGAGCUUCUCUUGCAAUUCCAACCUCCACAGGCACCAGAGAACGCACACAGGUGAAAAGCCCUACAAGUGCCCUGAGUGCGGGGAGAUCUUUGCUCACAGUUCUAACCUCCUUAGGCACCAGAGAAUUCACACAGGAGAGAGACCUUAUAAGUGUUCCGAGUGUGGGAAAAGUUUCUCUCGUAGUUCUCACCUUGUCAUUCACGAAAGAACUCAUGAGAAAGAGAAGCUGUACCCCUUCUCUGAGUGUGGGGAAGCAGUGAGUGACAGCACCCUCUUUCUUGCCAAUCAUGGGACCCACAAGGCAGAGAAGAAACUCUUUCAGUGUAUAACUUGUGGGAAAAGCUUCCGGCAGGGCAUGCACCUCACCAGACACCAGAGAACACACACAGGAGAGAAACCAUAUAAAUGUACCCUCUGUGGGGAAAACUUCUCUCAUAGAUCCAACUUAAUCAGACACCAGAGAAUUCACACGGGAGAGAAACCCUAUACCUGUCAUGAGUGUGGAGACAGUUUCUCUCACAGCUCCAAUCGGAUUCGUCAUCUGAGAACCCAUACAGGAGAGAGACCCUAUAAAUGUUCUGAAUGUGGAGAAAGCUUUUCUCGGAGUUCACGCCUUAUGAGUCAUCAGAGAACUCACACUGGAUAGAAACAAUGGGAUUUCUUUUGGGCCCAGAUAAGGUGGCAUAUUCAGAGGGUCCUCUUGUUAAGAGCUGGUAUUUCUUACCCAGCAUGAUCUGCAUCUUUAAGGUAAUUACUCCAAAGAGGAACCAGGGGAGGGUUGUUGUGAGGGAGGUGCAGAGGCAACAAAGGAUUAGCGUAAAACUGAAAAGGAAUUCUGUUGGAACUAGUGAGGAUGGCAAGUCUUUGAAGUGACCCUCUCAGUGUGGAAUCCCCUCUGAGGUUCUUCCAGUCUCAGGGCACACCUACCCCCUCAGCGUAUUUAGCCAACUUGAGACUGGGGUGCCUUACUGUGUCCAGUGUGUAUCCCAACAACUUUGGGAAUCCACAGACUUCCUGGUGUUGCUUCCUCACUUGGGACAUUCAUCAGGAGCUUUUGGGCUCCUGAGGCCCUUGAGACCAAAGAAGAGGGGCCAGGUCUCCUGGGAGACCAGCUGGAGGCACCGAAAAACUGGUGGUGAGUUGCAGCUCUUCUGAAGGCCUGGCUGAGAAGCCACAAGCAAUCCUGGCACCCGCCACAGUACCCUCAGUGACCUGACAGUAGGGCUUAUUGGCAGGUCAUGCAUGUAACUGUCACCUCAAACAAAAAGGAACCAGAGACCUAAGGGAAAUAGUAAGAUGGAAUUUGCAGGUCAGCCAGGAAUUGGCAGAGGAAACUGGGGUCUUAAUUAGUUUACCCUUUGCAAAGAUCAAGUCCUCAGAGGGUUCCAUGAAAGAUGGGUUCCCUGGGAGACUUUGAAAAUGUGGAUCCUGGGGAAAUUAGGAAUCAUGCCUUUCCCUGUUGAAAAUAUGUUUGGAUGGUAAUAAAUAUCUUCAGGAAACAUGA